Molecule: messenger RNA, 5452 nt
Organism: Anguilla rostrata (American eel)
Lineage: Eukaryota; Metazoa; Chordata; Actinopteri; Anguilliformes; Anguillidae
Product: rho GTPase-activating protein 15-like
Exons: 19
Coding region: 296-3316 (1006 amino acids)
Biological process (GO): regulation of GTPase activity; signal transduction
Cellular component (GO): cytoplasm
Molecular function (GO): protein binding
Source: RefSeq, a predicted model, not a curated record
CAUGCAGACACAUACAUACACACAGUGGCUCAGGGAUCCUGAGCCAGUGCUCUGAGCUCCAGGUGAGAAAGAUUUAAUAGAAAAAACUGUGAGAAGAGAAAUGAAAAGAGGCAAGGGAGGGGAAAAGAGAGAUGAAAUGAACUACCUCAGAUCAUCUGGGAUUCUCCCGGAGAAUCGGUGUAAAAGAGAAAAGGCUGGGAUGAUCCAACAAGCUGUCUCUCUGUCAAGCUCCAAGAUGACCUCUUUCCAGCCCUGAUCAUUUCGCCGUACACAACUCCUUGGGAAAAUAACUGAGAUGACAUCCGUGGCCAAUAAAGAGCUGGUGUUGGUGGAGUUUGAGUAUGAGUACACCGGCAGAGAUGGUGCCCUUGUGUCCAUCAAACCCAACGAACGGUACAUUCUUGUGUCCAGGACCAAUGAUCACUGGUGGCAUGUCCGCAAGGAUGAGCAAACCAAACCGUUCUACAUACCUGCCAAAUAUGUGAAAGAACUCCCGGUGGAUUUCCCAUCCCCGUUGGACUUCAUUAGGCCAAAUGGCCUGACGACCUCAGAGCCUUUGAUGAACCAAGGUCCAGUUGAUCUGCUGGACGAGAAGCCUGACGAAGUCACGCUCAGGCUCCGUUCACUGUCGAGCAGUGGCAAGAGAGCCGAAGAUCGAAUGUCGACGUUUGGUACCCCUCAAGACCUUCAGGACUUAAAGCAGUAUGGACUCCCGGAUUCUGUCAAUGCACAGCAAACACACACCAGCAGCAGCUCUGCACCCUUGUCCUUCUCAAAAAAUGCCUCACAACACAUGAAGAGGCACACCAUAGCCCCCAGUGCCUUUGGCCCUGCUGAUUCAGGUACACAAUCAACUCAGCCGAGGUUACUGGAGGCUAAACACCGACAGUCAAUUGGACUACCAGAACUUCCAAUAACAUUAGAACUCAUUCAACAGGCUGACUCUACACAGGACUCUGAGAAUAUUUACGAGAUGAUCCCAGACACGCAGGAUGCAAAUUCCAAAGCCUCCUUAGCGAUGGACAACGUGCCAGCCCCUGCUCCCCCCUCUGUUCCUCUUCCUUCCAUGGUUGAGGCUGCGCCUGUUGCACCCACUCCAGCCCCUCGCCCUCCUCCUACCAUCCAGGUCGAGUGCGAGAGCCCCACCACCGCCGUGUACGUCAACGUAGCAGAGCUGCGGAGGAGCAUCGGCCAGUCCUCUCCACUGGUGUCUCCCUCCCCCUCCCCUCGGACGUCCUGUCACCUACGCCCGGACGAGGGAUGGGAGGUGCACACUGACCAGGAGAGCGGUCUGGAGUUUUAUUAUCACCCUGACACGGGACAGACAACCUGGGACAACCCUUUUGACACCUUUCUGGACCGUGAGGUGCCUCCGGACGUGCUGCCUUCCCCUUUGCCCGCUCGGUCCCCUGCCCCGUCGCCGCCCGCGCCUGCUGUCGGGACCUCUGACUGGGAGCAGUUACUGGAUGAGACCAGCGGGCAGCACUACUUCUACAACCCAGUGUCGGGGGAGACGUCUUGGGACCCCCCGGAGCAGCUGUCCUCCUCCCCUGCUCGCAUGGAGUCCAUGGGCCUGCAGACUCCCCUGGGCGAUGGACCGCCCCCCCUCCCCGAGGAGGACUACCCCUCUGACAGCCAAGAGGAGCCUGGGACUUUGCCCACCUUCCCAAAAGACUACUCAUUCUCUCAUGUGAAACGGAUGCCAAUCCCUCGAGCCAGCUUAGACACCAGUGCACCAGCAGGAUGGACGCGUUCGAUUGACCCGGACGGAAAGUGGGUGUUCACCUGCGAAAGCACACAGGAGCAGUGGAUCAAAUCUGUGGAUGAAAGGGGACAGGCGUACUAUUAUUCGAGAGAUGGAUCUAGAUCCCAGUGGACCUUACCAGAGAUUGCAACUUCAAGCCAGCCAAGGUUGGGAAAUGGAGUUGACCCCGAGGAAGUGUCCGUUUUAAAGAACUGGAGGCAUACCAUGGGCCCUAUGCAGCUUAACCCAUGCCAGGAUGACUCUCAGAGGUUUCUCUCGACUCACAGGAGGAACUUCUCUGACUACGGCAGCGAUGCUUCCAGCUCGGGCAACUCUCCCGAGCUGCAACAUCACGCUGAUACGUUCAAACACCGCCGGAACCCCUCCAAUCAGAGUUCAGAGUCUCAGCACCAUAAUACCCAGACUUUGGAAAAAGCUGGAAUCCUAAACAAAACGAAGAUCUGUGAGAAUGGGAAAAGAGUGAGGAAAAAUUGGACCCAGUCAUGGACAGUGCUCCACGGUGGAAUUCUGACAUUUCACAAAGAUCCAAAGUCAGCACCGACUGGAACCUUGAACAAGACAAAUCAGAUUGUCCCAGAAGUCUCAUUGGAGCUACGGGGAGCAGUCAUUGGCUGGGCCUCAAAAGAAAAAUCCAGCAAGAAGAAUGUUCUAGAGUUGAAAACACGAAGUGGCGCUGAAUUCCUGAUACAGUAUGACACCGAGAGCAUCAUCCACGACUGGCACAAAGUGAUUGCGGACACUGUGCGACAGCUGGAGCUGGAGCACCACUCUGAGGACGAGGAUGGAGAGGGCAGUGAAAAGUCACUGGGCUCUGAGGACAAAAAGAGGACCUCCAUCAGGUCGAGCGUGUCCAGCGCCAGCACAGACAUGGACCAGAAGAAGGUGCGCACCAAGCUCCUCAAGUUCCUCCAGAAGCGCCCCACUCUGCAGUCUGUCAAGGAGAAGGGCUACAUCAGAGACAAUGUGUUUGGUUGUCACCUGACCGCACUGUGUGCCCUGGAGAAAACUACCAUCCCCACCUUUGUAGAGAAGUGCAUCAAAGCAGUGGAGAGAAGAGGUGUGGAUAUUGAUGGGAUCUACAGAGUCAGUGGGAACCUCGCAGUCAUUCAGAGGCUACGCUUCAAGGCAGACCAGGAUGAGCUGGACCUGGAGGACGGACAGUGGGAGGACAUUCACGUCAUCACCGGAGCUCUCAAGCUCUUCUUCCGAGAGCUUCCCGAGCCGCUCUUCCCCUACAACCACUUCAACAGCUUCCUUGCAGCCAUCAAAAUCCCUGAUAAAACUGUGAAGGUGACUCAAAUGCGUAAGCUGAUAAAGACGUUCCCUCAGCCCAACCAUGACACCAUGGAGCUCCUCUUCAGACAUUUGCGCAAGGUGAUCGCGUGUGGGGAUAUCAAUCGCAUGUCGGUGCAGAACGUAGCCAUCGUCUUCGGCCCCACGUUGCUACGGCCUGAGAUGGAAUCCGGCAACAUGACCAUGCACAUGGUCUUCCAGAACCAGAUCGUCGAGUUCAUCCUCACCGAGUAUGAGAGGAUAUUCCAUGGCAGUUGAUUGAUCAGCCUUUCACUAGAGUGCACAAGCUAAACUGACCGUCAGAACAAAUCAAACACCAUGCACCACAGCUAGUUUCAUAGACUGUGUGGUAAGGCAAAAGUGACACUUGGCCUCUUCCAUACGAAACGUUCACCUUUCCUUUUAGUUUUAGACUCAAUGUCCUACCAUUGUGAGCAGUACAGUCAAUUCCUGCAGCCCCUAACUCACCCUUGUUUCGGGGGAAGAAAUGAGCUUCACAAAUUUCAAAAGUACAUGCAAACAAUGUUGUGUGGAUGAAAACAGUCUAUUCAUUCCAUUUGUAACUGUCUCAUAUAUACCUUUCACAUCAGAGAGGUGGGAUUUUUGCUGAAUUAAAAGACCAUUCCAUUGUAAUAAAUGGCGUCUUCCAUACCACUCUGCUCUCGCCACACAACUUUCACCACACUUCACUGCACAAUCAUCAUUUGUUGUAUCCAGACUAACCCUUAAACCCGUUCUAAACCUGCUUGUGCUGUGCAAUUCUGAUUACAAUGCAAAAAGAAUGGCCGCAUUGUCACCAUGAACGUUAGUUUGAGAGACUUAUGUGGCUAUACAUGUAACGAACCAUUAGUCAUAAAUUACAUGAAUCCAUUUUUAACUCCCAUUUUGGGAUAGAGCCACCUUACUAAUGGCAGAUGAAAUGUGACUGGUGAUUCUCACAGCUUCUCAAAUAACCUUUCCAUUAUUCAACUUUUCUUGAUGUUCUCUUUUUUUAAGAGUGCUUUGAGUUAUGUAAUUUUUGCAUAACAAAGCAUUACAAAAAAUUAAUGAUGUCUGGAUUUAAGGCUUCUGUAUAGGUUCUGUACAGCUAAGAGGAUGUGUAUAAUGCCGAUAUAAUGUAAUGGUAUUCAAGUUUUUUUUCAAUUGAAAAUUUAGCAAAUGUAAUAUAGAAAGGGAUGUACAAAUAAUAAUAAUACCAACAUAGCCAUGUGAAAGAGAAGGACUUUCUUGCAGUGUUGCAUUCAACUUCAGAGGUGAGAACAUACAGUAAUAAGGCUAUGUCUGUUAUUGGCAAGGUUGUAAGAUAUGGUCCAUGCAUAACAUGCUAAGGAAAUAUUAAGGAAGAGAAAAAUAUAGCUGUACAGUUUUUUUAUUACUUUGUUAGCAUUAAUUUUUUAAUGGAAAGAAGGAAAGGCCAAAAUGUCCAUACUGUAAGCAUGUGUAAAGAUUGGAAUUUUAUGUAUGGGUUUUGCUAUUGCACAUAAAAGAGCACAAUUUAGUUUGUAAAUGACAAAGAAUGCACAAUUUUUCAUUUUAAUAAAAUAACUUAAUUUGAACAGAAAGUCACUGGACCUUUAUAUUGCUUUCGAAGUGAUUUUAUCAUCAAAUUGUCAAUUAAUCUCUAGCAUGCCGAAUUAUUUAAACCAGUGCUCAUGUGUAUAUAUGUGUUACUUUUAUUUACGAGCCGAGCUCUGGAUUAAUUUGUGAAUUAUUUAGUACCAGAUUUUGUGUAUUUAAAUUGAUACAACCAGGUAUAAGUUGAACUCAUUACCAUUUACUUUUGUGUCUAUAUUUAUUUCACUAGUUGUUUACUUUCAGCAGCCAAGUGUACACUUUCACAGUACUGUAAAAUACAGUUUCUGCAAUGUGACGCUUCUAUUCAGUCACAUUGACUCCUCGUUUUCCAUACUGAAAUGUCAGUAUAUAAGUUAAAUCCCUUAAGUUAACAUAUCUAUGACCUUUCACAAUGAUAAAAGUAACUGCCAAGGAAUUCUGUCCAAAUAUGUAGUUUGACAGGAUUUUUCUGGUUUCUGUUUUGUUUAUAGUAUGUUAUGCUGAAGUUGUAUACCAACUUCAGUGCAAACAGGACCAAUAAAAAAGAGAGAAAAAGGACCAAUGAAAAAUAGAGAAAAAAUAUAAAAUAAACUGUUUUGCAUAUAAAACAAAAUGGAGGUAAAUCAAGAUGGAGGACAUGGGUAGUCCCAAUGACAAAGUCGUAGAUCUGGAACACCCAAAUGUAUGUAUGUAGUUGGACUUGCGGUAUGAAAGUUAUGGACAAAAAUGCAAAUAUAUGCAUUAUAGCACCACCAUCUGGCAAAUACAUGUACGAUACCUUCCCUGAGUAGGGGGACAUAGCAGCCUACCUGCCAAAUAUGGAAAGAAAGAAAGAAAGAA